Tinamus guttatus (white-throated tinamou) is the source of this 270-nucleotide messenger RNA. The record is from RefSeq and is a predicted model, not a curated record. NCBI's taxonomy places the organism in Eukaryota, Metazoa, Chordata, Aves, Tinamiformes, Tinamidae.
AUGACUGCCCGCCUUGUGCUCGUCCUGCUGCUGCUCCUGCGGGCACGAGGGGCAGCCCUGAUGGCGCCGGAGCUGUGCUACAUCCUGGACGCCAUCCUCUUCCUCUACGGCGUCGUCCUCACCGUGCUUUAUUGUCAGCUGAAGGUGAGUGGCCGGGCUCAUCCGCAUGGUCCGGAUCCAGAGAGCAUCCAAAGAGGGCUCCAGAGCAGCCAGGGAGGUGAGGAGCUUUUCUCCAAAGGGUUUUGGGGGUGCUGGGGCACCCUUGGAUGA